UAAAAUUUGUCACUUGAGUCAACAGAAUCUACUUUACAGGCUGAAGUACAGCACGCUUAUAUCCUGCUCGCUUCGUUGCUGUGUCCAUCUUCAAUAUAUGAUUAUUACAGAGAGUGAAGAAGUGCUUCAUUAUGCCUGUUUGAUCUGUUAAUAGUGCUAACGCUGGAUAAACUAGCUGCAGCUAACUGCAGGAACAUCGAUUUGACACAAGAGCAGGCUAUAAAACGCUUUCCAUAACGUUCUGAUACAGAGCAUAACACCAUGGGCAUACUAGAGCAGUGUGAAGAACUCUUCAAGACUUCGAAUCUUUACGAGGUUCUUGGCGUCACAAAGGAAGCGGCAGAAUCAGAGAUCCGACGUGGCUAUUAUAAGGUGUCACUUCAGGUACAUCCCGACAGAGCUCCAGGAGAUGAAUUAGCGACUAAGAAGUUUCAGAUUCUAGGCAAAGUGUAUGCUGUAUUGAGUGACAAGGAUCAAAGAGCCAUUUACGACGAGCAGGGUGUAGUUGAAGAAGAGACGGACUCAAUGAAUCAAGAACGAAACUGGGAGGAGCACUGGAGGCGGCUAUUUCCAAAGAUCACUUUACAGGACAUCAUGGACUUUGAGAAGAAGUACAAGGGCUCAGAGGAGGAGACGCAGGACCUGAGUCGUCUUUACCUGCAGCACGAGGGCGACAUGGACAGAAUCAUGGAAUCAGCUUUGUGCUGUAAUGUGGAAGAUGAGCCACGCAUUAAAGACAUUUUACAGAGCGCCAUCGACGCUGGGGAUUUGCCCGCCUACAAAGCUUUCACUCACGAGAGUGCCAAAAAGAAAAAUAACCGCAAGAGAAAGGCAGAGAAAGAGCGACGGGAGGCUGAGGAGAUGCAGAGGGAGAUGGGGCUGAACAGUGAGGACAGCCUGGUGGCAAUGAUCAAACAAAGGCAGAAAUCCAAAGAGAGCGGCUUUAACUCACUCAUCGCAGACCUGGAGGCUAAAUACUGCAAGAGUGGAGGAAAGGCUGGGUCUGGAAAACGAGGGAAGAAGAAGUGACUGUAGUUUUCUUUUGACAUAAUCUGCCUUUUCCACCUACAUAUUAGGCUGACAAUAAAAUGGUGAACCUUGGCCACACGAAGUUCGUAAGCCAAAUUCUGUUUUAUCCGAUGUGUGCGAAAUGAAUUUGUUUUGUAUAUAUUGUCACCUUACCACUGUUUAACAUGAAUCACCCUAAGGACAUCACGAUAAUAGACUGAGAUGUGUGAGCAUAAUUACACAGUUUGUUUUUGAGGAUUGUUGAUUUGGAAAAACAACACUUUAAAAAGUGGCACUGCACAACGAUCUGAAAGUGGUGUGAUUUAUACUGACCAUACCAUUUUUUCAGUUUUGCUGAAAACUCUGCAGUCGUUGAUGUCAGAAAGCACUUGAUAAACAGGUUGCUUUUGUUUUGAUUGUGUUAGGUAAAGUUCUGAAAACGGGAGAACCUGUCAAAAUUGCAAGGUCUUAUGUACCUAAAACAAAACGGGCUCUGUUCAGUGUAUUUUAUUUCAACUCACUAAUACUCUUUGGAAUUUUUGAAAAUUGUUUGCAUACAAU
Molecule: messenger RNA, 1569 nt
Organism: Chanos chanos (milkfish)
Lineage: Eukaryota; Metazoa; Chordata; Actinopteri; Gonorynchiformes; Chanidae
Gene: dnajc9
Product: DnaJ (Hsp40) homolog, subfamily C, member 9
Exons: 6
Coding region: 262-1029 (255 amino acids)
Cellular component (GO): cytoplasm; nucleus
Molecular function (GO): heat shock protein binding
Source: RefSeq, a predicted model, not a curated record